AUGGACCCCAAAACAGAACACAAGGUCGCCGAAAUGUCUCCUGAAAAAGGCCCCGAGUCAUUCGACGCGGUACCCUUGGAAUCUGGACAGGAGCAAAUGCAAAAGGGUCGCUGGGAGCGCAGUUGGCCUACCAUCGCUUGUGGUGCCGGUCUCUUUUCUGAUGGUUAUCUCAAUGGAGUCAUCGGACCAGUCAACACCAUCCUCGGCCAGAUCUACCCCGAUACCUACAAAAACUCCCCGGCUAGUCAGAAUGUCGCCGCCAUCACUUUCGCGGGAACAGUGCUUGGGCAGCUGGUGUUCGGAUACCUUAGCGAUCACUGGUCGCGCAAAUGGUCCCUGAUGAUCUCCACAAUUAUUCUGAUCCUAUUCGGUGCUUUGUGUGCGGGCUCCUACGGGCUUCAUGGUAGCACUUACGGCAUGUUUGCCGCUCUGACAGCCUAUCGAUUCUUUCUGGGUAUUGGAAUCGGCGGCGAGUAUCCUGCCGGCUCCGUGGCUGCUGCCGAGAAUACAAACGAACUGAAGAGCGGUCAUCGGAAUCGGUGGUUCAUCAUGUUCAGCAACUUUCAGAUUGAUUUUGCCUACGUCGUGUCUGCUCUGGUGGCCAUGAUUUUAGUGCUAAUCUUCUCGGAAGACCAUCUACGUGCGGUCUGGCGUAUAGCUCUAGGGCUGGGUGUGAUUCCGCCCUUGAGUUUGUUCUAUCUGCGAUUGAAGUUGAACGAGCCUGAGCAGUUUGACAAGGAGCGCAUGCAUAAGUUUCCCAUUUGGUUGAUUGUCAAAUUCUACUGGAAGCGCCUGACUGUUGUCUCGCUCAUCUGGUUUAUCUACGACUUCUCGGCUUAUUCUUUCAACAUCUACUCUUCGAAGUGGAUUGCGAUUAUCCUGGGGGAUAGUGCUCCGUUGUGGAAAUCUUUCGGUUGGACCACGGUUACCAACGCCUUUUAUAUCCCCGGUUCUUUCCUGGGCGCAUUGGCGAGUGACUGGAUCGGGCCUCGCAAUACUUUGGCUCUUGGUGUCGGCCUGCAAGGUAUCAUCGGGUUCAUCAUGUCCGGCUGCUAUAAGUAUCUUGCUACUCCGGAGAAUGUUGCGGCAUUUGUUGUAGUAUUCGGGUAAGUUUCUCCGUCGAGUCGAGUAUAUACGUCUCUAAGUCUCGAGUCUAGUAUUUUCUCAGCCCUCGGUGAGUUCGGACCAGGUGACAACAUUGGACUGUGUGCUGCAAAGACCAGCGCGACGGCUAUCCGAGGACAGUACUAUGCAAUCGCGGCUGCGGCGGGUAAGAUCGGUGCUUUUGUGGGCACGUACGUGAUGCCCAUUGUCCAGAAUAACGCCCCCAACGAGAUUCGCUCCGGCCAGGAUCCGUUUUUUGUGUCGAGCGCGUUGUGCAUUUUCAGUGCGGCGCUGGCAUUCUUCCUUCUACCCCAGAUCACGCAGGUAUGUGCAGAGUCUCUUUGCCCUUGGCGUCUCAUUCAUCGGUCAUCGGUCCAGUCCCAGUGAGAGACUGUCCCAAAUUGACACGGCCUAGGAAACCAUCGGCGAGGAAGACGCAAAAUUCCGAGCCUUCCUCGAAGCCAAUGGAUACGACACCACAACACUGGGCAACAGAGAGCAGCAAUAGAGGGAUUUCGCGACCGCAACCUUUAGUUGCCGAUCUCUCUAUGCUGCGCCUGUGUUGUCAUUCCCUUCAACUAUCCCGCCCAUACAGCGCCAAAACCAGCCCCCUUGCGACUUUUACCUGCGAUGAUUCCAUGCGACAAGACCGGUUACUUUCCCCCUUGCGGCCAUUGCGGACAACCCUUGCGACAUCUACCCGACGUCAACCCCGAAGUUCCAGAAGCGACAGCGAGAAUGAGAGAUUUGCCUCGAUAUGAUUUUAGUAGUAGUCCACACCAAGGACGGGGACCCCAAGCGACACGAACUAAUGCCCGGAAGCGAGAUGAUUGGUAGAAUACACAGACGCGGCGUCCUGGAUCUGAACCAUCAUGAGGGUUCUUGGGAAUUUUAUCAUGUCUGUGAUGUUAAUGUUAAUGUUGAUGUAUCCUGAUUCAAACGAGUUGACGGCCUUUCACGUGUUUGGCAUGUGAAAGCCCUGUGUCACAUGAUUCCAGUCAAACAGAGCAAACAAGUUGCGGCCUGAGGGAAGUGCUGUCCCAAAGAGGCAGCUCAUUCCGCC
Molecule: messenger RNA, 2167 nt
Organism: Aspergillus melleus
Lineage: Eukaryota; Fungi; Ascomycota; Eurotiomycetes; Eurotiales; Aspergillaceae
Gene: GIT2
Product: putative MFS phospholipid transporter (Git1)
Exons: 4
Coding region: 1-1110 (369 amino acids)
Biological process (GO): transmembrane transport; carboxylic acid transport
Cellular component (GO): plasma membrane
Molecular function (GO): carboxylic acid transmembrane transporter activity
Source: RefSeq, a predicted model, not a curated record